UAUAAAUAAGCGCCAUGUCUAAUGAGCUUUCCUAACCCCAUCUACUUAAUAACUACUUACUUUCACAAUAUCUGCACAAGAUGUUUUUCAAAAGAAAUUCUACUGACACACCAAAGCCGCCAAAGCAUGCUCCAGAUAGGGAUACUAUCCCAAGCCUAGAGGACCUAGGUGUUCAGCUCCAUCCCGAUACUGCUCGUUAUGUGGCAGACAGUGAGGCAUUGGCCCAUGCAAUUGGCGGCAACGGCCUCAAAGAUGUAUUCAGCAGUGGACUUGUUUUGAUUGCCUCCUUUGCCACUUGUAUGGGUGGCCUGCUCUUUGGUUUCGACCAGGGUAUUCUUACCAUCGUCCUUACCAUGAAACAAUUCCUUGGGCAAUUCCCAGAUAUCGAUCCCGACGUCAGCUCUUCCGCGGCCUUCCACAAAGGACUCAUGACUGCCCUUUUGGAACUUGGCGCUUUGAUCGGAGCCCUUCAAGCGGGUUUCGUUGCAGACAAGUAUUCUCGUAAAUCGGCUAUCGGUCUCGGUUCUGUGUGGUUCGUCAUUGGAGCUAUUCUGCAGACCUCAUCCUUCUCUUAUGCUCAACUGGUUGUCGGCCGAUUAGUAGGCGGUCUUGGUGUCGGUCUUCUCUCUGCUGUGGCCCCAAUGUAUAUUAGUGAGAUUGCACCACCAAACAUCCGGGGCGCAUUGCUUGCCAUGGAGGCUACUACCAUUAACGGUGGUAUCGUCAUCAUGUUCUACAUUACUUAUGGCUCUCGACACAUCCCCGGUGACUGGAGUUUCCGACUUCCUUUCCUCGUUCAGAUUGCCCCCUGUAUCCUCUUGAUAUUCGGUCUCUGGAAACUCCCAUAUUCACCGCGAUGGCUUGCUCAGGCAGGUCGCGACGAAGAUGCCCUCCACGCUCUCGUACGUCUUCGAGGAUAUCCUGCCACCGACCCUCGACUUCAGGCCGAGUGGAUCAGCAUCAGGGCGGAGGCCAUCCAGAACCGAGAGGUUAUUGUCAAGAGCCAUCCUUCUCUUCAAGGCGAGGACUUUAUGUCCGAAUUCAAACUCGAGAUUGCUUCUUGGAUCGACAUGUUCAAACCGAAGCUUAUCAGGCGAACUAUCAUCGGUCCCACCUUGAUGAUGUUCCAGCAGUUUUCUGGUAUCAGUGCUCUCGUCUACUACUCCCCUACUCUCUUUGAGCAGCUCGGCCUCGACUAUACAAUGCAGCUUGACAUGAGCGGUGUCCUUAACAUUAUUCAGUUUGUCGCCACGGGGCUUGCCUUUUUCAUUCUUGACCGAGUAGGACGAAAACCUCCUCUCCUUUUCGGAUCUGUGGCCACCACUAUUUGCCAUGUAAUUGUGGCGGUCAUUAUGGCUAAAUUCAGUCACGAUUGGGUCCGGUACAACAAGGAGGCAUGGGUGGCUGUGGCCUUCAUCUUCAUCUACAUCUUCUCUUAUGGUGUGGGUUGGUCUCCGGUACCUUGGGCCAUGCCUGCCGAGGUUCACACGUCGAGUCGCCGAGCCAAGGGUGUCGCCAUUACAACCGUCUUCAACUGGUUGGGUAACUUUAUCAUUGGUCUCAUCACACCACCUAUGCUUGAAAACAUUAAGUACGGCACUUUCAUUUUCUUCGCCACCUUUUGCUUCCUUUCUGGUCUCUAUGUCUGGUUCUUCUGCCCUGAGCCCAUGGGUAAAACGCUCGAGCAGAUGGAUCAAAUCUUCCACUCCAACACUGCUCAUGAAGACAACCUAGCUAAAUCGGAUAUUCAGGCGGCCAUCUUGGGCAUUUCUAUUGCUGGACCAUUAUCCGGUUCUGCCAUUGCUGGAAAGGUCGGCGACAAGGAUAUUCAGCAGGAGUGGAUAGAGAACGCUUGAUCUCAGAGAUGCUCAAAUUGUUUUAUGUUGGUAUUAUUAUUUGUAGCUCAGAAUAAGGAAUCAGAAGAAUCUGAAAGGAGCGUGUUUAGUCAUAGAGGAUACAUACGUAUGGCUCGUGUUUACAUUAUUAGU
This is a messenger RNA of Cryptococcus deneoformans JEC21, 1988 nucleotides long. RefSeq names its product monosaccharide transporter, putative. Lineage: Eukaryota; Fungi; Basidiomycota; Tremellomycetes; Tremellales; Cryptococcaceae. The record is from RefSeq and is a predicted model, not a curated record. Bases 81 to 1856 code for a protein of 591 amino acids. Gene Ontology annotation, cellular component: membrane. Gene Ontology annotation, molecular function: carbohydrate:proton symporter activity. The transcript has 8 exons. Gene Ontology annotation, biological process: transmembrane transport; carbohydrate transport.